AUGCCGAGCGGCAGCUCCGCGGCCCUGGCCCUGGCGGCGGCCCCGGCCCCCCUGCCGCAGCCUCAGCCGCCGCCCCCGCCUCCCCCCCCGCCGCUACCGCCGCCGCCCCCCGGAGGUCCGGAGCCCGAGCGGGACGGGCUCCUGCUGCGGGAGCGCCUGGCCGCGCUAGGCCUCGACGACCCUCGCCAGGCGGACACCACCGACCCGUCGCUCCGGGCCGCGGUGGCGGCGGCUCAAGCUCAGGCCCGGAGGAUGGUGGGGCUGUCCCCGGAGGAGCGGGCUCACCCCGGCCGGCCCGGGGCCCCGGAGACGGCGGAGCUGGAGCUGGAGCUAGAGGAGGAGGAGGAAGCAGAGGUGGACGGGGACCUGCUGGAGGAGGAGGAGCUGGAAGAGGAGGACGAGGAGGAGGAGGACCAGGACCGGCCGCCGCUGCUGCUGCUUUCGCCGCCCGCCGCCGCCGCCUCCCAAAGCCAUCCAAUUUCGGGCGGGUCCCUGGGCUCGGUGCUGCUCCCUGCCCCAGGCUUCGACGCUCGGGAGGCGGCGGCGGCGGCGGCGGCGGCCGGGGUGCUGUACGGAGGGGACGAUCCCCAAGGCAUGAUGGCGGCGAUGCUGUCCCACGCCUACGGCCCCGGCGGCUGCGGGGGGGCGGCGGCCGCAGCGGCGGCAGCGGCCGCGCUGAACGGGGAGCAGGCGGCUCUCCUCCGGAGAAAGAGCGUCAACACCACUGAGUGCGUCCCGGUGCCCAGCUCCGAGCACGUCGCCGAGAUCGUCGGUCGCCAGGGUUGUAAAAUUAAAGCACUAAGGGCCAAGACAAAUACAUAUAUCAAAACACCUGUUCGUGGUGAAGAACCUAUUUUUGUUGUCACUGGACGGAAAGAAGAUGUAGCCAUGGCUAAAAGGGAAAUUCUCUCAGCUGCUGAGCACUUCUCCAUGAUUCGAGCAUCUCGUAACAAAAAUGGUCCUGCACUGGGGGGGUUGCCAUGCACACCCAACUUGCCAGGUCAGACCACAGUCCAAGUCAGGGUACCUUACCGUGUUGUAGGACUGGUGGUUGGACCCAAAGGAGCAACAAUUAAAAGGAUUCAGCAGCAGACCCACACAUAUAUAGUUACUCCAAGCAGAGAUAAGGAGCCUGUCUUUGAGGUGACAGGUAUGCCUGAAAAUGUAGACCGAGCACGUGAAGAAAUAGAAAUGCAUAUUGCCAUGCGUACUGGAAACUACAUUGAGCUAAAUGAAGAAAAUGAUUUCCAUUACAAUGGUACAGAUGUGAGCUUUGAAGGGGGAACCCUUAGCUCAGCAUGGCUUUCUUCCAAUCCAGUUCCUCCUAGCCGCACCAGAAUGAUAUCCAAUUAUCGAAAUGAUAGCUCCAGUUCUUUGGGAAGUGGUUCUACCGAUUCUUACUUUGGAAGCAAUAGGUUGGCUGACUUCAGUCCAACAAGCCCAUUCAGCACAGGAAAUUUUUGGUUUGGAGAAACACUACCAUCUGUGGGCUCAGAAGAUCUUGCAGUUGAUUCUCCUGCCUUUGACUCUUUACCAACAUCCUCCCAAACUAUCUGGACUCCUUUUGAACCAGUUAACCCACUCUCUGGUUUUGGUGGUGACCCUUCUGGUAACAUGAAGACUCAGCGUAGAGGAAGUCAGCCAUCAACUCCUCGACUCUCUCCCACAUUUCCUGAAGGCAUAGAACAUCCACUUGCUCGGAGGGUUAGGAGUGACCCACCUAGUACAGGCAACCAUGUUGGCCUUCCAAUAUAUAUCCCUGCUUUUUCUAAUGGUACCAACAGUUACUCCUCUUCCAAUGGUGGUUCCACAUCUAGUUCACCUCCAGAAUCAAGACGAAAGCACGACUGUGUGAUUUGCUUUGAGAAUGAAGUUAUUGCUGCCCUAGUUCCAUGUGGCCACAACCUCUUCUGCAUGGAAUGUGCCAACAAGAUCUGUGAAAAGAGAACGCCAUCAUGUCCAGUUUGCCAGACAGCUGUUACUCAGGCAAUCCAAAUUCACUCUUAAAUAUAUAUAUAUACAUAAUAUUAUAUCUCUAUAUGGACUCUUAAAAGCAUGGGUAUAAUGGUACCCCCAGUAAACUUCCUAAUGAAUUCUUAUGACUGUUAUCAGGCUUUAUUGGGAUUAGGCUAAAGUUGUUAGUAAACUUGUAUUUUCUAAAAGGCUGCUAUGGUAACACUAACUAGGUGGUCUCUGUCUACUAGUUUGGUUUUAAUUACUGUUCUAAUAAACAGAGACAUAGCUCACAUAAGAUUGAUUAAAAGUUGAGUUCAACUCAGCUUUCAUAACAUGGAGAUGAUAGGCUUUUAUAGGCCUAUGAGAGAAGUUGUGACUUCCAAUAUUUGAAGGCGAUAAGUCCCGUAGCCUAACCAUAUUAAAAGUUUAUGGAGGGUACUUGGCAUUAUUGAUCUAUCAGACACUUCCAGUGCUGCCUUCUUUACACUGCCAGUUUUGAAAAACAGGUUUUUUAUUUUACAACAACUUAUGCCUAAUUCUGCAGGAUUGCAAGUAACUUUUUAAUGCAUAGUUUUGACUUAUUGGAAUGGAUAGGGCUGGUGGCAGUUGAAUAGAUCACUGUUAAUAAUUUGGGAAGAAAACUGCUACAUCGACCUUCAUCUCGCCCAGAGUUUUUGUGGAUGGUGUGAUCAGAGGAUCAAGAAUGGAUUUGUCUCAAUUGUGAAUUCCUACCCAUUGUUUCUCUUAAUGUAAUGGAAAAAUCUAUUUGGAUUUUUCUCAUUUCACUAAGAGCUUUGGGAUGCACAUAUUUUGGCUAAUAGUGAGGAUGCUAACAUUCCAUUCAUUAGUCCGAUCAAGCUAUUAAUUACUUUUAGAGAGUAUAUAGAUCUAAAUGUGAAACAUUUUUAUGUUCAAUCCAUAUUUGUCUUGCACAUUAUAAAUAUAUUUUAUUUUUAGUAAUCAAAAGGGGAGGGGAGGGAAUGGGAGGGAUAACAAUGCCCUAAGCAUAAUAUACAAAAAGCAGCUGUGACAAUAACCUGCAAUCAGUUUACUUCAUUUCAAAACUUAUUUCCAAUCAUAAGGAAAGAUUUAUUUAAAAUGAGCUUUUACAUUUCAACCUGUGGAUGUCUUUAACUUCAUCAUCCUCAGUACAACCCCAAAUCUGUGUUGGCAUCAAAAAGGACAAAACGGUAUCCCAACGAAUUUUUCUACUAAUUAUUUUUGAAGCAUUAUUUUCCCAAGACACAAAAGAGCUUUUUUUCUCAGUAUAACAAAAAAAAAAUUGAAAUCCUAUGUGUAUUGAACUAGUAAAUAAACAAAUUUUAUUUUUUAUUUCCACUUGAAGAGUUACAUUUCGUAUAAAAGUUUACAAAUAACGGUUUUUAUUUUGAUUUUUUUCAGUAUAAAAGUUGCCUUGAUGGCAUAUUAUGAUGUAAUGCAUACCUUUAAUGCUAAUUGCUUGUAGGAUAGUUAAAUGUCAGUAUUGAAGCCUAAUCUUUAGCUGCCGUCUUGUAGAUAUGAACGAAUGUUCACCAAGCAUGUAUUUUGUAUUUUAUUGCAUCGUACACUGCAACUAAUAAGCCAAGGAAUCGACAUAUAUUAGGUGCGUGUACCAUUUCUAUAAACUACAAACUAAGAAUGAUAAAACUAUCAAUAUAGUUUAGUAUUUGCUAAUUUUACUACACUUUUUUGUUAUGUAUAUGUAGGGAAGUCAUAGGGAUUAUAAAUUCAAUUUGAGUAAAGUUUAAAAACCAUAUAUUUUAUGAUAAAGGGCCUUUAACUGAAGAUGGCCAAAGCACUGAUAUUAUAUAUUUGCUGUAAAGAGAAUUAUAAGAGUUUUAUUUUUCUGAUAUUAAAAGUUACUUAAUAAAGACUUGUUUCCAUUAACUUGAAUGUAUCUCCUUGCUGUUUUCAUCUUGUCAUUGGCAAUUUGAAGUAGCAUGACACAUUUCCAAAUGUAAAUUUUCUUUUAUGGGUUUUUUUUUUUAAUUUAAAAAAGAUUUCAAGACAUUUGUACCAUAGCUGUUAUUUUUAGUGUACAAUAGUGGUGCUAUACCUUUUCUUUACUGAUAACAAAAUUUGACUAUUAUUUUUAUUGCCAUUCUGGAGGAAUUUUUAGUGUUAGGUGACCAAUUUUUAAGACCAUUUAAUUACAUUUUUGAAUGAUAGUUGUUUUUGCCCAGUUGUUGAGAAAGUUAUCUAUCCUUGUUUACACCUCUUUCAAGCUACUAUUCAGUAAAAUCCCCAAAUUAAAUAAAAACUACUUAAUUUGCUUUGCACCCACAAGGGUUUUUGACUGAAAAGCACUCUUACAGUAAAAAUGAUCUGGUAAUAUUGAGAAGAAUUGCUGCAUUAUUUUUAGAGGCAAAAGAAAAGGGGAUUUCAAAACUUAAAUAUUCAUUUUAGAAGAAACAACUUUGAAUAUGGAAAUUGUUAUCAUUGUAUAACUGCCAUAAAGUUAUUUUAUAACAGAAUUUGACAAAUGCUCUUUAGUGUAUGCUAGAAUACAGAACAUAUAUAUAUAUAUAUAUAUAUAUAUAUACCUAGAAUAUGUGGAUAGAGUAGACUAAAACCAGCCAGUGCUAGUUUUGCUAUUUUAGAAUUACUUGAGAGUCAUAAUAUUUACAUAAUUUCCGGAUGGUUUUCUAAUAUUUUCACACCAAUUUAGAUAGUGUAUUUUUAAAGUCCUUUUUCAUUUUAUUAGCUUCUAUUUGCUACAUAGUCAAUAUUUCAUUGUCUUUCUAUGAACUUUAAAUUUUUAUUCUGGUACCUUUCAUAUUAUAACUAGAAAAUUUAGUAAGUCUGAUCUUGCCUUUCAUAGGGAUAGGGAGCCAUUUUGAGAUUCUGUCAGGUACUAUGCCUCAUCCUUUCAUAAGGUUGAGGAUCCUAAACUACCACUUAAAGGUAAUUAAAUUAAAUUAAAUUAAAGGUAAUUAGCAAUGUAAGCAAAAGCUGACCAAACUUCAAAAUACAGAGAACUUUGCUUCCCUUUCCACAAUGCAGGAGGGAUGGAUGCCAUUGUAAUAAAUAUGAUCUAGAAAUUUUACUUUUGCCAUCUAAAAAAAGGGUUGAUUUUCCUAAAACUAUAACAACUUGCUCUCAUAUAAUGGCUUACUAUUUUGCAUUCAUUUUUUUGUUACAUUCUCACAGUCCUGUCAAGUGAGUAAGGCCACUUAUUUCCAUCCUACAAUUGGGAAAUUGGGGCUUAUCAUGUGGCUUAUCCAAGGUCACACAGCUAAGUAAAGAGCUGGAAUUUGAAACCACCUCUCUCCAGUAUACUACACUUCAAAGAUUAGAACCUAUCAAUAAUGCAAGAAAGAAUCCAAGUAAGACAGGUGAUUAUUAAAAGUAAUAAUUUUAAGUCCUUAAGGUUUGUGAAUGUAGGUGAACCAAAUUUUGAUUAUGAUAUUUGACUUAAUGGUUUUGGUUUUUCCUUAAAUGUAUCUCACGAACUGGGAGGCUUUGUAACCUGAUACCUAAAAUAAGUAAAAUAAAAAGCAACUUUUUUUUUUUUUUUUUUUUGCUCUUCGUUAACUCCAAUCUUUAAAAUUAAAAUACUCCUAACUCUUAAAAGAGAGCAUUUACUUUGUGACACACAUUGUUCUGUAAUAAUAUCUAAAAGUUUUUAACAUUUUGGAUAUAUUUAGUACAUUAAGAUUUUUUAAAAGUUUGCUCUUUACAAUAUUCUUGUGCAGUGGUGUAAAUGUUUAGCUCCCAGGGAAGUUUAAGUUACUUGCUUGUGAUCAUACAGUUCAUGUAGGAGCAAGCCAAAAUUUGAACCUGACUACCAAGUCCAGGCCAUUCCCAUUGUACCACAUUGCCCGUCAAUUUGGAGCUGCAUUAAAAAUUUAAUUCCAAUCAAAAGUAAAAUUAUGAAGCAAAUUAGUUGAGAAAUAAACUUAUUAAGAAUGUAAAGAUUAAUAACAAUGAGGAUUGGGUUUAUAUCAUCCCCCGACAAAGACUACACAGCUUGGCAUGUUUGCAUGAACUUUAAAGCCUAUUAAAUUUCGCAAAGGAUGGGAAAAUCUAAUUACAUCUCUCCUUACAAUCUGCACAUUCCACAGAAAAAACUUUUCCAGUUUGGAAGUGCACUCAAAUCAGGGUUCUACUUUUGACUUUUUCUCCAAAAGGUAGGAAAUACCAAGGCAUUCAGUACAAAACUGGAAUAGAGUAGGGGGUUUGAGUCACUCAUGAAUCAUCUAUGCUGAAGUGUGGAAACUAGAGUACUCUUCGAAAAACAUGGGUUUUCUGUAGUUUCCAGAAUGGGGCUAAGGAGGAAAGAAUAGCUGAUGAGCUUAUCAAAUGUUUUGCAAAUACCAGGUGUAAAUCACGUCUUUUAAAAUAAGCUUUUAAAAAAAUCCAUUAAAUGAUCAAGAUUUAAUGCCUAAAAUAAAACUUUUAACAUUGCAAUAAGGAAUAAACACUGGGAACAAGUCGUAAAGCAAAAUUUCCAUAUCAAGGAGUAUUAUGUAUUGUUGGUAAGGACACACCUACCUUGAAGUAGAAUAGUUAAAGAGUGCUUUGGCUUUUUAUGCUAGGGUGGACAGGCUGGUAAUACUAUGCUUUGAAGCAUUUGAUAUUCCUUUCUUUGACUAUGGUGCAUAUGAUCCUGGGUGGGGUGCUCCAGUAGUGGAGACACAUAAGUAAACCAGUGAUGUUAAGAAUAUUAAAUUUUUCUUUGCUUAGGGAUUGUGUGGAGAAAAUAUUAUUGUAUAUACUGAUGCCAUGGAUUAUUUAUGAACUGGAAUAGUCCAUAAUUAACUGGUUUAAUUUGUCCUAAUGAGGUAGCUUCUGACAUAUUUCUUAAAUUCAGAUAGUAUCAAAAAAAAAUUUUGUCAAAAGGUUAGAUGAAAGUUUUCCUGGGUUUGCUUCAAGGUAUUAUACAAGCUAUGCUCUAUAGGAGUUUUUAUCUUCUGGAUGCUGAAAGAAAAUCCACCUUGGUAUUUUAAAACCUGUUUUGUCUUCAAAAUGAUUGUCCGAGAAAGAUAUGGAAACUCAAGAUAAACUCUUAACGUAUGAUCUUUAAGCACAAAGUUUCUCUCUCUCUGGGAAGUUGUUUUUUAAAUGAAUAAAAUAAUAUUACUAAUUACCCCCCCCAAAAAAAAAAAUUUAGAGGUAUACAAAACCCCCCUCCCUUACAGUUACCUGGGAAAUGGUAAAGACUUGCUCUAGAUCGUUAUCAAGCACAUGUCACAAGACUUAAAACUCAACUUGUCUUAGGGGAAUGGCCAGCCCUCUAGUCAUUUGAUUUGCAUCUCAUGGAUUUUUUAAAAAUUUGAACUGCAUUCCCAGGGCUAAAUGAGAAUUGAUGUUAUAGUAGCUUCUGUACAUAGCAUUUCAUAGUUUCAAAAAAAUGCUUUCUUCAGUUCUUUGAGGUAUGAGUAUUACCAUUUUUAAAGUUGAAGAAACAAGUCUAAACUGUUCAGAACAUUUUUGUCUUUGUAUUCAGAGAACCUGACAUAUGUUAGAUGUUUAAUUCUUAAGUGAUUCAUAAGUUGUUUAGGGAAACAGCUAAGUGUUGACCCAGAAUUUCAACUAAAUUGUUGAGACUUAGAAGUCCAGUUAUUUUUACAGAAGUAUGCCUGAUUUUUAAAUAUUCCAAAAGACUUUGCAAACUCCUUGAGAUAGAGGUAACAGUGGUUUUUAAUUUGAAGGCAGGGGAAGAGUUUAGGGUUGGGUUUUUUUUGUUUUGUUUUGUUUUGUUUUGUUUUUUGAUCCUGUAUCUUCUAGUACUUUGCAUAUGGUUGAUAAUUAACAUUAGAAAAAACGUGGUUCAAUUGAUGCAAAAGGAAAAUUUUUUUUUCAUAUUAACUUUCAUAUUAACAUUAUAAGACUAAAAAAAAGAUGCAUUAUGUUAAAUCAAUUUAGCUUGAUGUCCUACAAGUUAUGCCUAAAUUCUGCCUUUCUAGGAGUUAAUAAUGCUUUUUUUUUUAUUAAGUUUAGACUUUCUUGGGUUUUCACAGCACUUUUGACUUUUUGUUUAAACAGCCUAUGAAUUGGGAUCAGUUCAGGGAGGGAGGGACACAGUUUAGGUGGGUAACUUUUUUUUUUUUUUAAACUAAUAAUUUUCUGGUUUUUGGAGCCAUUAAUUUAGAGCUCAAAGGGACUUCUAAAUCCAAUGUCCCAUUUACUACUUCUCCUUUUGUUAAGUGCUCUUUUAAAAAAUAACCUUGGAAACAGGUUUCAUUCCACAUAAUUGUUCCACCCUCUUAAGAGGAUAGGUAGAGUGGAGAGAGAUGUUCUAUUGCCUCUUUUUUUUUUUUUUUUUAAAAGAGAGAUUUUAUUCUUAGGCAGAAUUUAAAAUGGAGAGGAAAGGUCUAAGAAUCAACCUUAAUGCACACUGCUGCCAAUGCUAUGCUAAAGUUUUCCAUUUCACCAAACUACCUUAGGCAUCUCAUUUGUAUAAUUUUUUGUUUGUUUAAACAUUUAUGCUUUUUAAUAUCUUUUACACCACUAAGACUCUUCACAUAUUCCUCUCUCCCUCCAUAAAGCCCUGUUACAACAAAAACAAUCGUUUUCCCCAUUUUUCUCUUAAUCCUCGUUUAUCUUAGGAUCAGACAAUAGUUUUAUAACUAUAGUUCAGCCAUUCUCCCAUUUAAGUAUUCCUGUGUUUACAGGGUUUUUUGUUUUGUUUUGCUAUUAUAAAAAAAUGCUGCUUUGACUUUUUGGAAUAUGUGAAAUUGGAGUGUUUGUCAUUUUACCUCCAUUAGGUUAAAUGUAGUCAUGGGUCUAUACACAUAUACAUAAAUUAGGAAUUAGCAAAUUUUCUUUUAUUAGACCAUAUUACAAUUAUGUGCCUGAUUUCCCAUAGUCCCUUCAACAUUGGCCUUUCUUUUUCUUUAUCUUUUCCAGGUUAUGAGAUGAAAUCGGAGUUUUAAUUUUCCCAAUUCUUUUACUAUGAGUUUGAUAGUUUGCAUUUCUUUUAAAACUUAAAUUUUUUUGGCCAAUUAUCCAAUAAACAGUUCCUCUUAAGUGGAGGAAGAUUCUAUUUUACAAAAUUACCCUUUACACUUAAAUAUUGAAAUUAGCUGAAUUUCUGUUUUACCCUCUAAUUCAAGCAGACCUCUUAGGAAAAUUUUGUUCAAAAUGUUAUGGCCCAGUGUCUUUAUUUCCUUUUGAUCAUAUAUUAACAAGGAAAAUUUCUUGGCAAAUAUUAAUGGUAAGAGUAAAAGAGAUGAGGUUGCAACACCAAUCUCCUGAUUCCAUCUUGUAGUUCAUGUUGUACAUAUGAUACAUUAGAGGUGGGGGUGUCUAGUGGAAAGAAUAGUAUAUGCAGAGUUGGGAGAAUUGUGAGUUUAAAUUCCACCUCUAGCACUUGCUGUCUUUGUAAAUAAAUAUGGUCAAAUCUCAACCUCUCUGAGCUUCCAUUUGUUCAAUAAAAUAUGGGUUAUAAUAACUGUCGAACAUAACACAGGGUUGAGGAUCAAAUGAGAUAAUGGUUGUAAGCUGUUUACUAUACAAGUCAAUGGCAGCUAUUACACCACACUCCCUCCUUGAAAAGAGCCAUUCUUUCUGUAGUGUAUGUGGAAAUGUUUAAAUAUACAGGAAUUGAGUGCUUUCUUCCUUGGUUUUUUUCUGAGAAGGAAUUGUUGGGAAAAUUUGUCUAGGGACCUAAACCUCCAUUUCCUUUCAGCGCUGAGAUUGUGUAAUCUUAGGGAAGGAUUACAGUGUAAAUUUUAUAGUAUUAGGUUCUAUGUGUGUAGAUCUAAGAGAGUGGGAUUUGCUAAAUUCAAGCCCCAGUAUAUGGUUAUAAAAGAUUUAUUUUGAUUACAAAAAAGCUCUUGUGCUAUCUAAUAAAAUAAAUGCUACCAAGCAUAUUUUGCUUUAAUUUGGAGUGCCAUUUAAGCAGUAAAUCCUGCCUAAAAGAAUUUAUAAUUUAUAAAUGAUGAUAAUUCAGCCAGUAAUUAAUAUAUAUAUUUUAUCCUCAUAAAGAAAUAAUCAGGUCAGUUACUUGUCCUACACAGAAGAGUUUUGCCACAUUUAAAAUGGUUCCUUUUUUUUUUUUUUUUUUUUUAUUACAAAUGGACCUGAUGAUAUGAAGUAUCUUUAGUGUUUCAAUUAGGUCCUCUAAUGAUUUUUCCAUUAACUCUUUAACUCUUGUCAAGAUAUAUAAUCUCUCUGGGCCCUAAUUUCUUGGUUGUGAGAAGAUAGCCUAAAUGAUCAUAGUAGUUUAAGCUAAAAGGAAACUUAGAUAGUAUGAUGCUGUUUAAGAGUGCUAAAUUUGAAGUCAGAUCUAGGUUUGACCCACAAAAGUGUGUAAAAUCUUUUACAUUGAGGAUUUCUUAGAGUCAAGAUGGCAAAGCAGUAAAUCACUAUAACUCCCAUAAUCAUCUCCAAAUAACCACAAAAAAGCACCCUAAAACAAAUUCUGGAAGAGCAGAACUAACAAAGACAGGCGAAAACAAUCUUUUAGCCCAAGGAACUUGGAAGAUUGGUAGGAAAGAUCUAUUUCAUUUGGGUAAAAGAAGAAUGCAGUUCAGGACAGGAAGCCAGCCAACAAUCCCCACUUUAGCAAACCAGCAGUAGAUAGUAGAUCUUGAGCACUGGUGAAGUAGGCGAAAGCAACACCAAUACUACUCACAUGCUUCAUCUUACAUAGUCUGGGAAAUCAGACUUGAACUCCAAGAAUCUCUGCUUCACCAUAGCCCUUAGCAAACAAACAGUCUCUCAGCAGCCAGACCACUUCAUUCUGCAGUACAGCCCCAGGGAAAUUCACAAAUCUCCACUGCCUUCACACCAGGCACCAGCACUAGAACCCUGGCUCAGCAUUAGAUAAACUGCCAAAACCCUACAAACUCCAGCAGCACCAGCCACCACCCUUUCCCCAUCUCCUUAGUGCAGCACCAGAUAUGAAGAUCCCCCUUGGGCCUCAAAACAUCAGUCAAUCACUAGAUGAACAGGGUCUGCAGCUCCUGGAACAAGAAGCCUGAGAAUAGUGCUCCUUUUACUUUAAGAACAGAGCUCAAGUUUAAAAGAAAAAGUCCAAAAAAAAAAAAAAAAAAAGAGCAAAAAACAAUGACAAAAGAAUCUGAUCAUAGAAAGUUAUAAGUGACAGAGAAAAUAGUCUGAAACUUAGAAGAGAUCAAAACAAAAAAAAAAGAAAAAAGUGACAGAGAAAAUCGAGUCUGAAAGAAGAGAUCAAAACACCAAAAAGAAAAAAAAAAAAGAAAAAGUAAUUUCAG
Molecule: messenger RNA, 11138 nt
Organism: Sarcophilus harrisii (Tasmanian devil)
Lineage: Eukaryota; Metazoa; Chordata; Mammalia; Dasyuromorphia; Dasyuridae
Gene: MEX3C
Product: mex-3 RNA binding family member C
Exons: 2
Coding region: 1-2007 (668 amino acids)
Molecular function (GO): RNA binding
Source: RefSeq, a predicted model, not a curated record